Staurois parvus is the source of this 585-nucleotide messenger RNA. Lineage: Eukaryota; Metazoa; Chordata; Amphibia; Anura; Ranidae. The record is from the annotation of a GenBank genome assembly.
GGUAUUCCCCCCCUUCCACGUUGCCACCGUCGUGUUAGAAUACCGAACCGGCCGCUCGACUUUGCUGUGCAGCAGAACCUGCUCCCUCUGUUCUACCUGUUCCUCGGUCCAGAAGUGUCCUCAUCACCGCUGGUUUCUCCAGCCUUCUUCUCUUCUCAGAGUCGGCAUCUUCAGUGUGGACACCUGGCUGUCUGCAGUCUCUGGUCAUCUCCUGUACUAUGUCUGCAGUCUCUGGUCAUCCACUGUACUAUGUGCGCAGUCUCUGGUCAUCUCUUGUACUCUGUCCGCAGUCUCUGGUCAACUCCUGUACUAUGUCUGCAGUCUCUGGUUAUCUCCUGUACUAUAUGUGCAGUCUCUGGUCAUCUCCUGUACUAUGUGCGCAGUCUCUGGUCAUCUCCUGUACUAUGUGCGCAGUCUCUGGUCAUCUCCUGUACUAUGUGCGCAGUCUCUGGUCAUCUCCUGUACUAUGUCCGCAGUCUCUGGUCAUCUCCUGUACUAUGUCCGCAGUCUCUAGGUCAACUCCUGUACUAUGACUGCAGUCUCUGGUCAUCUCCUGUGGUAUGUCCGCAGUCUCUGGUCAUCUCC